Molecule: messenger RNA, 1377 nt
Organism: Acanthosepion pharaonis
Lineage: Eukaryota; Metazoa; Mollusca; Cephalopoda; Sepiida; Sepiidae
Source: the annotation of a GenBank genome assembly
AUGGACAGUGAUCAACCGAUCCUGAUGGACCAGAGCAGUGGGGACCAGAUCAUUCAAGAGCCUGAUGUCGAGGUGGUUACCUCAACCACUGCUGACCACAACACUGUUAUCCUUGACAAUACAUUGUCAAUGGCUGGCCUCCCUUCUGCAGAUGCCAUUUCACCACAAGAGACCAUUGUGAAUACCAGCUAUGCAGAAAUUGAUGACGAAUGGCAUAUGCAUAUGGUUGCUAACGGCAACCCAGACUGUAACAAUCUGGUCACAGAUAUCACAAAUGUAACUGUAAAGACAGAAAGUGCAGACGCGAUUGCUGAUGGCAAUUACAACGAGAUGGACGACGAAUGGCAAAUGCAGAUUCAGCUGAUCAGUUUGGUCACUGAUGUGACAGUGAAAAUUGAGAACGAAGAGAUCGUUACAGAAUCAAGUAAUGAUUCUGAGAAUGUAACCCUCACAGAACUGGCUGCAGAACCAGAAAUCCCCAUAGAGAAGCAAGAAUUCAGUGAGCCUAGCGUGGUUCUCAUUGAUGAGGAUACUUCCUCCCUGAUUGAAACCAAUGACAUGAGUGCUCCAAUUCAGGUGAUAGCAGCUGAAGAUCUAGAUAAUACCUACUUUGACGUUGGCAUCCAGACAAUUGGAGAAGAGUACACAGUCACUGAUGACAUUAGCAGCUCUGACGACAUCUUCAAUCCUUGGCAAGCAUCACUUGUGAGGCUCUACCUAAUCAAACUCACAGAUGAGCAUCCGUCCCCCCAUUUGCUAUUUCUCUUCCUUUUCUCUCCAGUUGCUAUUUCUCUUCCUUUUCUCCAGUUGCUAUUUCUUCCUCUCUCCAGUUGCUAUUUCUCUUCCUUUUCUCUCCAGUUGCUAUUUCUCUUCCUUUUCUCUCCAGUUGCUAUUUCUCUUCCUUUUCUCUCCAGUUGCUAUUUCUCUUCCUUCUCUCUCCAGUUGCUAUUUCUCUUCCUUUUCUCUCCAGUUGCUAUUUCUUCUUUUCUCCUUGCUUUUCUCUUUUCUCUCAGUUGCUAUUUCUCUUCCUUUUCUCUCCAGUUGCUAUUUCUCUUUUUCUCUCCAGUUGCUAUUUCUUUCUCCAGUUGCUUUUUCCUUUUCUCUCCAGUUGCUAUUUCUCUUCCUUUUCUCUCCAGUUGCUAUUUCUCUUCCUUUUCUCUCCAGUUGCUAUUUCUCUUCCUUUUCUCUCCAGUUGCUAUUUCUCUUCCUUUUCUCCAGUUGCUAUUUCUCUUUUUUCUCCAGUUUUUUCUCCAGUUGCUUGCUAUUUCUCUUCCUUUUUCUCUCCACUGGCGCAUUUCUGGGUUUCUCUCUCUCUCUCUCUCUCUCUCUCUCUCCCUCUCCUUCUCUCUCUCCCUCUGUCUCUCUCUCGUACAUUAA